Aureobasidium melanogenum CBS 110374 is the source of this 2064-nucleotide messenger RNA. RefSeq names its product glycosyl transferas-like protein. The transcript has 2 exons. Lineage: Eukaryota; Fungi; Ascomycota; Dothideomycetes; Dothideales; Saccotheciaceae. Bases 1 to 2064 code for a protein of 687 amino acids. The record is from RefSeq and is a predicted model, not a curated record.
AUGAUCCCUGAGAGAGACUCCUACAGUGAAGAUGACAAGUCACCCUACAACGUAGACGAGGAGGAUGCUUCGACUGUCACUGGCUCGACUCCUGAGACCAAGUCUGGAUUUGACAACAGAUUCUCAACUACAAGUUCUUUCGGCCGCGAAUACACUGAUGCCGACUACGUUGUCCGUGAGAUCGCAAAGCACGAUGAUAUCGCUCUCAUGAAGCCUUGGAAGAGAAAGUUGCACUACAUGGCUCCUCUGUUCACCAUUGCUGCCAUGGGCGGUUACUUCACCUACUACGCUUUCCGUAUCUACUUCACCGUAGACGCACAAAGGACAAACCACAAAACCUACGCUAUGGCUUGGUUCUUCAUUGCUGCAGAAUUUUUGGUUGCUCUUCCCUCGUUCUUCCAUCAAAUGUACUCCAUGCUCGCAUUCAAGGGCCGCAAGCGACCUCAACUCAGACUUGUUGGAGAGGCUGUUCCCACCGUUGAUGCUUUCAUCACUUGCUGCAAGGAAGACGUUGACGUUGUCAUCGACACUGCCCGCGCUGCUUGCGACGUCGACUACCCUCAAGAUCGUUUCCGCGUUGUUGUCCUCGAUGAUGGUGCCGACCCCGAGCUGAAGAAGGCUAUGGAAGAUCUGAGCUACCAAUACCCCAACGCAUACUACUUCGCUCGUGUCAAGGUCAAGGGACAGCCUCACCAUGCUAAGGCUGGUAACUUGAUUGGCGGUACUGAUUUCGUUACUAAGCUUCCUGGCGGUCCUGGCGAGUACAUCGCUGCUCUCGAUGCUGACAUGAUUCCCGAGAAGGAGUGGCUUCGUGCUCUUCUUCCCCACUGUAUCCGCGAUCCCAAGACUGCUCUCGCCUGCCCUCCCCAGCUCUUCUACAACGUUCCCGACAACGACAUGCUCGUUCAGUCCCUCGAUCCUUUCGUCCACGUCAUGGAGCCCAUCAAGGACUCUCUGGGUGUCGCCUGGUGCACUGGUUCUGGUUACGUUAUUCGUCGUUCUGCUCUCGAAGCCAUUGGUGGCUGGCCUACCGGUACUCUUGCUGAGGACACUUUCACCAGUUCCAAGCUUCUCGGCAGAGGUUUCAAGACUGCCUACGUUCACGAGGGUCUUCAAUUCGGUACUGUUCCUGAUUCAUACACUGGUCACUUGAAGCAACGCACUCGCUGGACUCUUGGUACGCUUCAGUCUGCUUUCCAACAGCGUUUCUGUCUUUACGGCGACAUUUGCAGAGACAUGACUUUCUACCAACGUCUUUCUGGUUUCGUCUUCACCGUCGACGCUUUCUUCAAGAUUUUCCUCAUCAUCUCUAUUCUCGCUAUCCCCAUCGUUUUGGUCUCUGGUGGUAGACUGGUCGCCUACUCAAACAACGACCAGCUCCGCUGGCAGGUUCGUCUUGCGUUCAUCUCUUUCUUCUUGAUGCGCAUUCAGGAAUACGUCAACUUCUUGCCCUCGGGAUACAGAUUGGCUCUUCGUGAUGGUGGUUCCAUGCUCUGGAUGGCUCCUUACCACGCUAAGACUGUCCUGGUCUCUUUCCUUCUUCCCAGCUGGCUCGGUGGCAAGCCCAUGGCUUUCACUACCUCCGGUUCCAUUAAGGGUGAUAUCAUGGAGCGCGAUGGCGCCCACCGUGCCCACGUUUUCCGCCGCCUGAAGGUCAUUCUCUGGGACUGCUCGGCUUACCAGCACCUUCUGUACAUUCUGUUUGUCAUUGCCGCUGUUACUCUCAGCACUGUUCGCGCUUUCAAGGACAACGACACCGUUCAGGACAAGCUCGUCUACUUGCUGACUCACGCUCUGUUCCCUCCUAUGCUCUGGCUGAUUUGCUGCACUGCUUUCGCCAUUCCUAUCCGCUACGCCCUCCACCCUCCCACUAUGCCCGAUCGCGAGGAGCUGCUCGACAGAGACCCGAAGACUGGUGUUGCCCACCCCAAGGAGUACUGGAAGAGCCAGCGUUGGGGCAAGAGCCACUUCUGGCACGAGUUCGAGGUUCUCUUCCUCGUCGCUUACGCCAUUUUCAUUUUCGUCAUCACCUUCAUCAUCAAGGACUCGCAACUCGAGGACUAA